Molecule: messenger RNA, 1634 nt
Organism: Etheostoma spectabile (orangethroat darter)
Lineage: Eukaryota; Metazoa; Chordata; Actinopteri; Perciformes; Percidae
Gene: crb3a
Product: crumbs homolog 3a
Exons: 5
Coding region: 403-831 (142 amino acids)
Source: RefSeq, a predicted model, not a curated record
UAGGAGCUGUGCAGGGAGGGGAGGGGAGUACAGUUAAACAUUGCACGACUGCUCCAGCAGGUUGGAACAAGUGACAGCAACCUGGCAUCAUACAGAAAAAGUUCAUCUUAAUUCAAGUAUCAGGAGGUAAAUAGGCAUACUGUGACACGAAUGUGAUUAAAAUAAUGCUUUACAUAGCCUAGUGUACUUUGAGGAGGUUUUUCUAUGGCAACAGAAGGGCUUCAGUGAACAGCGUUUUUUUCUUCGACCUUUUACAAAGGAGUGUCUGUCCUCUCUGCUGCAGGUGGAUAACUGCGCUCAGGUGAGCCGGAAGCGAGGAAUCAACCUGUUCGAUGUUUCCCGUUUUGUAGCGAUCACCUGAACACAGCAAGAUCAAUGAUGGGCGAUAAAUCCACACGGUGAAUGUUGGCCCUAAUGAAAUGGACCCAAGCUAAUGCCCCAAAGUCCCAGUCUGCUCUCCCUUUGCCCUGCUGGUCACGGGUAGAGAUGGCAGUGUGUCCGGAUGUGCUGGCCUUGCCUGGAGUUGUGGUCAGGAGUGCUAUACUUCUUGCACUGAGCAGUAAGCCUGUGUGGGGGAAUAUUACUAUGCUUGACAGGGCCACACUUUCUAACAACGCUACUGGAACCAACAUUGCAGCUAUCGUGGCCCCUACAGUCACCCUGGGUGUUCUGGCCAUAGUCUUGGCUGUUCUCGGCUGGCUCCUCUGCGUGGUGAAAAAGAAGAGACAGACUGAAGGGACGUAUAGACCCAGUUCGGAGGAACAGUCUGGUGCACAUGGUGUGGCAGUACCAGAUACACUAAAGUUACCAAAAGAGGAAAGACUCAUUUGACAUUUUGUGCUUUAUGUUUUUACAAAGUCCUGAAGCAUUUGCAUGGAAGCGUUCCUGUGUGUCGAGGAUCUCUCUUUUGAGCUGAUUAAUGAAAGAAAAAAUCUCCUAAGGUUUAAGAGAGCGCAUAUUGCAAAGUUUGAGCUUUUAUUUCAACAAGCACUGAACGGUUCCUGCAUGGCACUAUGAAGAAAUGCACCUGAAUGUAUGGAUCUUGCUGAUUUUAAAGACAAUUGAACACUUCAAGGAGGUUUUGAACAAUUCCUCCACACAAAUGACGCAAGAGCUUCAGUAUUUUAUCAUUAUUAAUCAUUGUAGGUUAGAGAUGUUUUUUCUUGUUUUAGUUGCCAUUUACCAUGUAUUUGAUUCAAUCUAUUAUGAAAUACUGUCACUGGCAAAAAUCAAUACCAAUCUUUUACCUCAAACUAAUUGUUUGUCUUGCUGCUAGGAGUUCUGAUGAGUCCAUUGUAUUAAGUCAGAUGUUUUAAGUCAAUAAUGAGUGUAACUAAACAUGCAAAAACUAUUGAUUUUAUAAAGGAAGCUGUAUGUUAAGAAUUAGGUUAUACAAAAAAAUCAUAUUGAGCAAAAGCAAGCAAUUGUUUACACUCCAAGUAUUUUUUUAAACUAAUUUGAAUUCACAUUAUUUAAAGUUAAUUUCAUCAGAUCAAUCAUACAGCGCAUGAUUCAUCAUAAUCAAGCAGAUGUUUUACAAUGUUACAUUUUAUUAAUGCUUUUGUCAAAUAUAUGUUUGUAAAAUAGUUGAAUAGUUAAACUUUCCAAAGCAUAUAAACCAUGAGGAAAUCAUC